This is a messenger RNA of Amphibalanus amphitrite, 3971 nucleotides long. RefSeq names its product disintegrin and metalloproteinase domain-containing protein 10-like. Gene Ontology annotation, biological process: membrane protein ectodomain proteolysis; Notch signaling pathway. Gene Ontology annotation, molecular function: metalloendopeptidase activity. The transcript has 12 exons. Bases 1 to 3585 code for a protein of 1194 amino acids. Lineage: Eukaryota; Metazoa; Arthropoda; Thecostraca; Balanomorpha; Balanidae. Gene Ontology annotation, cellular component: plasma membrane. The record is from RefSeq and is a predicted model, not a curated record.
AUGGGCGAUGACGAGGGCUCCGUCGUGCACGGCGUCAUCGGCACCGACGGUCUGUUCGACGGCAGUGUGGUCACCGCCUCGGAGCACUAUUUCAUCGAGCCGGCCAGCCGUUACCUACCCUCGGACCGUGCGGUGUCCCACUCACUCGUCUACAAACUCUCGGACGUGGUGCAGCCCGAGCAGCACGGCCGUGGCUGCUCGGCGCACGCCCACACACCCCGGAACGACUCGAUCGUGGACGAGUGGCUCGGUCACGAACAGCUCUAUGAAAACGUCACGGGGCCGGCAGCCGAGGCAGCCGAUGGAGGUGGAGGGCGCCACAGAAGACGGGCCGUCAACAACAAGAAGACUACGUGCACCAUGUAUCUGCAGGCGGACCACCUGUUCUAUGAGCAGUUCGGCAGUGAGGAGGCCUGCAUUGACGCCAUGAUCCGACACGUACAGCAGGCUAACGAGAUCUACCGAUCCGCCGAUUUCGAUAUGGACGGCGUACAGGACAACAUCGGCUUCAUGGUCAAACGGGUAAGGGUGCACAAGCCUAGCGCAGUGAACGACGUCGGCUACCGCUUCCCAGGCAACUACGGCGUCGAAAAGUACCUGGAAAAGUUCUCAGAGGAGAAUUACGACUCGUUUUGCCUGGCGUACAUGUUUACGUACCGAGACUUCGAGGGCGGCACCCUUGGCCUGGCGUGGACGGGCGACCUGAACCAGGCCGGUGGCGUCUGCGAGAAAAAUGGGCAUUAUCGUGGCAGCAAGAAGAGCCUGAACUCGGGCAUCAUCAGCAUUCUCAACUACGGCAAGCGGGUGCCGCCGGCCGUCAGUCACGUCACGUUCGCUCACGAAGUGGGACACAACUUCGGCUCUCAGCAUGACCCUGACAACAACAAGGAGUGCACGCCGGGCGGCAUGGACGGCAACUACAUCAUGUACGCGCGCGCCACAUCGGGCGACAAGCGCAACAACAACCGCUUCUCGCCGUGCAGCCUGCGUUCCAUCAACCCGGUGCUGCGCGUCAAGGCGCGCUCCACUCACGGCUGCUUCGUCGAGCCCCAGGCGGCCAUCUGCGGUAACGGCGUGGUGGAGGAGGGCGAGGAGUGUGACUGCGGCUGGGAGGAGGACUGCAGGGAGACCUGCUGUAACCCGAUGAGCGCCACACCACCCAAGGGACGGCCGCCGUGUCAGCUGAGAGCCGGCGCCCGCUGCAGUCCCAGCCAGGGUCCGUGCUGUAACGACACCUGCGAGUUCGGGUACGGCCAGGAGUGUCGGAACGACAACGGCUGUCGCGCCAAGGCCCGCUGUAAUGGCCGCUCCGCAGAGUGUCCGCCCUCUAUCCGGAAACCGGACCGCACCAUCUGCAACGAGGGAAACGUCUGCUUCAAAGGAGAAUGUUCGGGCUCCAUCUGCCUGGCAUACGGCCUCGAGUCGUGUCAGUGUGAACCAGAGUACAGUGGCAACGGCACGAAAUCCUGCGAGCUCUGCUGCAAGCGGCCCGGACCCGACCAGCCCUGCAUUUCGUCGUUCGAGUGGAACUCUGCUCCGUUCGAUAUUCCUGACCAGUUCAGCAAGCCGGGCACGCCGUGCAACCAGUACACCGGCUACUGUGAUGUCUUCCAGAUGUGCAGAGAGGUGGACCCGAUCGGGCCUCUGGCCACGCUCAAGAACCUGUUCCUCUCUGACAAGAGCCUGUCUGUGGUGAAAGAGUUCAUGGACCGCUACUGGUACAUGAUCGUGCUCUGUCUCAUCAUAGUCAUUCUGUCACUGAUUGCCGUGAUCCGGAUAUUCGGCAAGUCUCCACCCAAGUAUCACCGGCGUCACCGGCGGCGUAACAGUGCCGCCAAGAAGCGGCCCCGCGAGUCAGACGUGGAGAACCCUCCUCUGCCAGACGUGACGGCAGGGGCGGAGGCAGCGCCGGCGGCCACCGAGACAGCGGAGACGGAGCCAGUGGGAUCAGAGCGCGGACGACAGCCGCUCAAACGACGAGUGGACGAUGUGCGCCGAGCGGCCGCCAAGGCCCGCCGCGCAGCCAGCCAUAUGGCGCUGUCGUCUCGAGCUAGUGUGGCCAGCGGGGUAGCGCGGGUCACCCGCCGCGGUAAGAGAGACGGUAGCCGGCCCAGCGGCGAGCAACAGCGCAAACGGCGCCGCAAUGAUCAGAGCAAGUCGCGCGGCCGGCGCAGGGGACGCGAGCAGACUAAGGAUGGUGUCAAGGUGAUCAGCUACUCCAACAAGCCGGCUGAACUGGGCGUCACAGACACAAAGGCCGAGCCGCGUCUGAGCGGAGCCGCCGCCAAGAGCGCCGAGGCAGCAGCGUCAGCAGCGGCGGCGACCGCAACCGCGGAGCCGGACAAGCGCCAGUCGCUGCCGGCCGGGGUGACGCGCAGGAAGCCGACGGCACCGGCUGACGCCGAGAAGCGCCGAUCACUACCCAAGCCGCCAGGAAGUCCACAGAAACCGGCGCGGCAGGAGAGCCCCAGCAAACAGCGGCGCUCGACGGCAGACGUGGCCCCGGCGCGUGGUGAGGAGAGGGAGCGGGGCCGGCGGCAGGCGCGUGACAGCGACCAGCGGCUGGGACGCUCCUCGUCCCACCGUCAGCGCAGUGCCAAACGGGACGACAAGAAACGCUCCCGCUCCAUCAGUCCCACCAAACGACCGGCAAAGGACAGCCGGCAGACCACGAAACCAACCGCCGAGGAUAACAAAGCCGACAAGAAGAAACGCUUCGGUCUGAAGCACGUCACUUCAGCCGAUAACGUCAUAUCCGACUGGCUCGGCCGUAACGCUAAGAAGGACAACCACAAGCACAAGCACGGCGCCGAGCGCAGCCGUAAGAAGCCUAUCGUACCGACAGCGCCGAUGCACCCAAACGACCAGGUGCUGCAGUGGCUGCGGACUGCCUCCACGGAACCGAGCGGCGCUGACGUGCCCGACGGCCUGGCCUCGCCGCAGCCGAGCCGGCGCAUGUCGCUCUCGUCCUCUCAGACGAGCGGCAGCAUGCAGCGGCCGGCCGGCCGGCCCCGCUACGGACGCGUCAUCUCGUGUGACGAGUCAUCACUGGCUGGCCGGCGACAGUCGGCCAGUCCUGCACGGGAUACCAUCAGCUCGCUGGGAGCGGCCAGCCGGAGACGGGGCACCUCGCACUCCGAGCUGAGCCGCUCCCAACCGCCGCCCUCCGACGAGCGGCUCUCGUUCAGGGCUGUGCCUGAGGCAGUGUACGACCUGCCGCGCUCGGCAAGUCCGGAGCGAAUCUACGAUCUGCCGAGCGGCGGUAGUCCCGAACGGCAGCCGUCGCCGCCCGUCCUGGGUCGGCAGAUGUCGGUGCCGGCGUUCGCGCAGUCGACGCGAAGCGGCUCGCCCGGACGCCGGCCGCCUGAGAGGAACAUAUCGGUACCGGCGGGGCUCCACGGUCACCACUCACCGGACCGGCCGCUGCCGGCGCCGCCUGCCGAGCCGCCCCUCACUGAGGUACUAGACGAGUGGACGUCAGCCGAGCCGCCCCUCACGGAGGUCCUGGACGAGUGGGCGCCGGCCGCGCCGUCCGAAACGGAGACGACCGACUGCAGCCUGCCGGCGACGGCGACCGACCACUGAACUGUGAUAGUGAGAGCGUGAACGGGCCGCACGGCCGGCCCAGCUGUGAUGCCAACUAGUUUUAACCAGUCGAUAGCGGGCCCGGCGCGCGUCAGCCGGCCGGGGGACGGACAAUGGGCAUCGAACGCGCGCGGAGGGUACCCGCCCGGCGCGGGCGCGCGCAUAGGGCGCCUCACCAGAGGGAGAUCGGCAGAGGGUCUCAGAGAGAGGAACACACAGUCAGUGGGCGUACCAGUCACUGCGUUCCAGCAGAAGAGGGUGGUCAUUAACACAAUCUGCUCAGUGUCUUGUGACGUGCCUUGAUUUGUAUCUUCCUUAUGAUAACUUAUGUGCCAAUGAAUGGUAACAUGCAAGUACUACCAAUAAAUGUUAUUCGUUUUAGUUUA